GGGGCCGCAGCGGCUCAGGCGGUUCGAGGGGACUCACCUGCUGCAGGUGCUCGGGGCGGACCUGACCUGGACGAGCGAGGACCGGCGCAGGGCCGGCCACUGGGGGACGAUGCAGCAGGAGCGGACCGUGCGGCUGCAGUACGGGAGCCGCGUCGAGGCGGUGUACGUGCUGGGCACGCACCUCUGGACCGAUGUCUACAGUGCGGCCCCCGCCGAGGCCCAGACCUUCAGCCUGAAGCACUCAGAGCGCGUGCGGGUAGAGGUGGUGCGUGAUGGGCAGGCCGAGGAGGUGGCCGCCAACGGCAAACAGCGCUGGCUUCUGUCGCCCAGCACCACGCUGCGGGUCACGAUGAGCCAGGCGAGCACCGAGGCCAGCAGCGACAAGGUCACCGUCAACUACUACGAGGAGGAGGGGAGCAUGCCCAUUGACCAGGCUGGGCUCUUCCUCACGGCCAUCGAGAUCUCCCUGGAUGUGGACGCAGACCGGGACGGCGUGGUGGAGAAGAACAACCCAAGAAAGGCAUCCUGGACCUGGGGCCCUGAGGGCCAGGGGGCCAUCCUGCUGGUGAACUGUGACCGAGACACGCCCUGGUUGCCCAAGGAGGAUUUGAACGACGAGAAGGUCUACAGCAAGGAAGACCUCAAGGACAUGUCCCAGAUGAUCCUGCGGACCAAAGGCCCAGACCGCCUCCCCGUGGGAUAUGAGAUCGUUCUCUACAUUUCCAUGACAGACUCGGACAAAGUGGGCGUGUUCUACGUGGAGAACCCUUUCUUUGGCCAGCGUUACAUCCACAUCCUGGGCCGACGGAAGCUCUACCACGUGGUCAAGUACACGGGCGGCUCCGCAGAGCUGCUGUUCUUUGUGGAAGGCCUGCGUUUUCCCGACGAGGGCUUCCCGGGCCUGGUGUCCAUCCACGUCAGCCUGCUGGAGUACAUGGCCGAGGAGAUUCCCCUGACACCUAUCUUCACGGACACUGUGGUGUUCCGGAUUGCUCCGUGGAUCAUGACCCCCAACAUCCUGCCUCCCUUGUCAGUGUUCGUGUGCUGCAUGAAGGACAAUUACUUGUUCCUGAAAGAGGUGAAGAACCUGGUUGAGAAAACCAACUGUGAACUAAAGGUCUGCUUCCAGUAUGUAAAUCGAGGCGACCGCUGGAUCCAGGAUGAAGUUGAGUUUGGCUACAUAGAGGCCCCCCAUAAAGGCUUCCCCGUGGUACUGGACUCCCCCCGAGAUGGAUACCUGAAGGACUUCCCAAUGAAGCAGCUUCUGGGCCCAGAUUUCGGCUACGUGACCCGGGAGCCCCUCUAUGAGCCUGUUACCAGCCUCGAUUCCUUUGGGAACCUGGAGGUCAGUCCACCAGUGACUGUCAACGGCAAGACAUACCCCCUGGGCCGGAUCCUCAUCGGAAGCAGCUUUCCUCUGUCCGGUGGUCGGAGGAUGACCAAGGUGGUGCGGGACUUCCUACAAGCCCAGCAGGUGCAGGCACCCGUGGAGCUCUACUCAGACUGGCUGACCGUGGGCCACGUCGAUGAGUUCAUGACCUUCGUCCCCAUCCCAGGCACAAAGCAAUUCCGGCUGCUCAUGGCCAGUACCUCGGCCUGCUACAAGCUCUUCCGAGAGAAGCAGAGGGAGGGCCACGGGGAGGCCAUCAUGUUCAAAGGCUUGGGCGGGAUGAGCAGCAAGCGAAUCACCAUCAACAAGAUUCUGUCCAGCGAGAGUCUCGUGCAAGAGAACCAGUACUUCCAGCGCUGCCUGGACUGGAACCGUGACAUCCUCAAGAAGGAGCUGGGGCUGACAGAGCAGGACAUCAUUGAUCUGCCCGCUCUGUUCAAGAUGGAUGAGAAACGCCAGGCCAGAGCCUACUUCCCAAAUAUGGUGAACAUGAUUGUGCUGGACAAGGACCUGGGCAUCCCUAAGCCGUUCGGGCCCCAGGUGGAGGAGGUAUGCUGCCUGGAGACACACGUGCGCUCCCUGCUGGAGCCCCUGGGCCUCUGCUGCACCUUCGUGGAUGACAUUUCGGCCUACCACAAGUUUCUGGGCGAAGUCCACUGCGGCACCAACGUCCGCAGGAAGCCCUUCACCUUCAAGUGGUGGCACAUGGUACCCUGAUCUCAGGGGGCUGCGGUGUGCGGGUCUCAGCUCACCCAUAACCCGUAUCGUGGCUGGGCCCGCCCUCGUGGUUCUUUACGAUCGCAAGAUACCCUUCGGCAGUAACUGUCAGGAAACUUUAGGAUUAUUACCUGCGGGACGGCACGCUUGGGGCCACACAGCGAGGUCACAGGGAGAGAGAGACCACACAGGCCUGGGGUUCUGCUUUUGGGGGGGGGGGUUGAGGGGGGGGGCCUAGGGUUUUGCGGGCUCGCUCCUAUUGGUGAGCUUAAAACAUAAGAGCUGGAAUUUAAAGCACAGGAAGAGGGAAAUCCAGGGGCCCAGAUGGUCAGCUAUAGAAACCAACCAAAUCUAAAACAAAGGAGCCUGGGGGGAGGAAGAAGCCUGGCUUUUUAUCUAGUCCUGUGGCUGGCAAUAUGCCUAUUGGAGAUAGCCUUCUCUAAAGUGGCUACCUCAGCAAUCAAAGCUUAAGUCAGGCACUUGAGCCACCGAAGAGAAAACCCAACUGUCAGGGCUUACACUACAGGUGCCUUGACAAUUCCCUCCUCCCUUCCUUCUCCAGACUCCUUGAACCCCCCAGAGCUUCCCUUUGCCCGGCAGGGACUUGACAAGGAUUCUGUCCCACUGGAAGCAAGAGAUGAGGAAUCUGGGAUAUCUGUACCUUGUCAUCUCUCAGAAGGGCCCUAGCACCCACCCAAACCACCCUGGUGAGCCUCAACUCUGUCCUUCCUGAAAACAGCCGUGCACUUGGCCAGUGUCUGUAUAACCCUGAUACGAAAAACAAAAAAGAAAACCAAAACUCUGUACCCAAAUCAUUCCCCCAAAGAGUCCUUAGUCUCUUGUCCAAAAUUGAAAGAGGGGAGAAGGGAAGGAGGUUCUGGAGGCUCUGGGAUCACCAGUUCUGGUAGCCAUGCCCUGAAGGUCAAGUUAGAUCCUACGGAAAGGGACCCUGGGCCUCCCCCCC
This is a messenger RNA of Neofelis nebulosa (Clouded leopard), 3071 nucleotides long. RefSeq names its product peptidyl arginine deiminase 2 (gene PADI2). The record is from RefSeq and is a predicted model, not a curated record. The transcript has 16 exons. Lineage: Eukaryota; Metazoa; Chordata; Mammalia; Carnivora; Felidae. Bases 110 to 2107 code for a protein of 665 amino acids. Gene Ontology annotation, cellular component: cytoplasm. Gene Ontology annotation, molecular function: protein-arginine deiminase activity; calcium ion binding.